This is a messenger RNA of Hyalella azteca, 1673 nucleotides long. RefSeq lists its product as uncharacterized. The transcript is spliced from 4 exons. NCBI's taxonomy places the organism in Eukaryota, Metazoa, Arthropoda, Malacostraca, Amphipoda, Hyalellidae. The record is from RefSeq and is a predicted model, not a curated record. Bases 176 to 1021 code for a protein of 281 amino acids.
GAAGUGCCCCAGAUGUCCUCUCCAACAUGAUGGUUAAACGAGAAAAAUGCAGGUGGAUAUUCAAUCAAUUUACAUAGUGCUAAAUUCACUCCAAUGAACUGAUUAAAGUAUCAUUGCACUUGCUUCUUUAAUUGGAGCUUAAGCCCAGGCUCCCGUCAAAUAGGUGUACGCUGCGAUGUAUUACAUCACAAGGUUGUUACUGACGUGUGUCUGUGUGAAUUUCAUCGCAGGCUUAGAACAAAACAACAAGUCAGACAUUUCGUACGAUUUCGAGCACCAUAGUUCAAAGAAGUACGAUGCAGGAGUUCAAGAGUUCAACAUAAAGGAAGAUAACGCCAGUGAACCCGUCAACACAAAUCUCCUUUAUCCUGACUACUGGCAGGACGAUUCUCCGUUCGAAGAAACGGCCAGAUUCGCAGCGAUCUCCCCCGAGUUCUACGCGUCCACCUUCGGCAACAGUCUGCUCUCCAUCUACACGGCGUCGGUGCUCUUCAGAAACUCGUCGACCAUCGCCGCGGCGCCCAUCGUCUUGACGGUAUCGCUGCUGGCCGCUUUUGGUGCGGGCGUCGGGGCGCUCCUCGGCAUAGUUCUCGUGCCCAUCCAGAUAGCCAAUCAAAUAUUAGCUAUCAUCGCCCUGGCUUUGGUCGUUGCAUUCAUCAUUGAAGAAGCGAGUAUCUACAAAUACUUGAAAAAGAAUUACUUCGGCGGAGACUACGAAGACGAGACCUACUACGCGGUGCAGCCCAUAUCCUAUCCGCAGGACUACGGCAGGAGAGAGGGGCAGGAGGACCCUGGGGAGGAUGAGGCCCUGACAGCCCAAGACUGGAGCCCCGCGGGGGGCAGCACGUCACCCCCGAGCUCUGUCGCCACGUCGGGGCAGAGGAACAGAAUUGACGAAGCGGCGCGUCAGGUGUACUCGGCAUUAAAUAAAUACGACCACAGGAACCAAUACAAGGCUUUGGCUCAUAAAAAAUUUCGGGGGUCAGAGCCAGAUAAAUAUUUCUCGCAGAUGUUUUCGUAAGACAACAAUGUGUGCCGUUGGCCAUGUUAUCGUAAGAAAACAGCUUUAUUAGAGCUAGACAUCUUUUCACCAGCAUUGAUAGACGAGGAUUUUUUAGUGACGCGGCAUUAGGAUGGUCAGGUAACUAACUUGACACUUGUUAUGGGGAUUUAUCCUCAUAGGAAUAUUACAUUACAGAGAUGGAAUAACGGAUCCCGUGUUACUCCUUCAGAAUAUAUCGAUUUCAUGUCAUCAUUUGCUCCUCCCCUGCCGAUGAACUUUGACUCCAUUCAUUCGAGUCGUAUCAACUUCCUGAUGAGGCUCGAUCUUUAAGUCAUGAAUGAAAAAUCAUGAGUUGGAAUAAUUCAUGCACUGAUGGAAAUUUCUUCUUCAUUUUUCGCCCUCAUUACUAGAAGGUAAGAUGCACAUAACUAUGAAAAGCGUGCCGGUAUUUUUUUGGCGAUGUUAAUACGUACCUAACUAGGUGCAUGAAGAUCCUUGGUGGAGACUUUAUCUUCUUAGAUUGCUGUUGCGAAAAACGUAUCGUCUAAGAUUUUAGUUGUCGACAUCAAAUUUAUAACGAUUACAGUCAAGUACGCCUCAUCUCCGUAUAUUGUGAUGACGACAUCGCACAUUAAUAUUCUAAGAUUGUAAGUAUGGACACCAAAUGUUC